UCCACUGUGAAAAAAAGGGUCCCUAUAAAAACCCUAAAUUCAAUCACGCAAACUCUCUCUCUUUGUUAUAUUAAUAGAAAUUCAAUUAGAGGAUAAAGAUAAAAAAGGGUGCUCUUAUUCUUAUCAUAAUUGUAUCAAGUUCUGUUUUUUUUAGCACCCCCAUAUAGAAAAUAGAAAAAAGAUUUGGGUUUUGAGGAGCUCAUGAAUUCAACUGCACAGGCCCUGUUAAGUAAAUGAUUGGGUGGUUGAGGGUGAGACAAUGGUGUUGGUAACCCAUCAAAUGCAGAAUUCUUAUUCAACAUUUCCCUUGAGGCCAAUAUCAUGGAGCAAAGGGAUGAUGUUGAAGCAUUAUGCAGCCACACUUCAGAUGGUUGGGAAAGCAGAUAGGUGUUACCUAUUAAAGUACAAUAUUCGUUUAAGUGUAGGGGCUUCUUGCAUUCGUGGAACAAAACUUAAGUCUUUGAGAAUUUCAGCUUUCAAAGGCAGUGCCCAAAAUGGUGAAUCAGCAGGCAGAGUAAAUGGAUCAAAGGUACCAAAGAAUUCAGUUAAACUAAAAGAGAGUGAGGAUACCAUAACAGAAUCUCCAAAGGCGAAUGACAUUCCACUUUCUUAUACCUCUGAAGCGAAUCAAAGCAUUGCAUCAUCCCCUGCCAUUCAUAAACUAUUCAAGAAAUGGUUGACAAUGUUGCGCACACAAUCACCAAGUCAAGUAGAGGAUGGAAUUUUGGGAGAAGAACUACCUCCAACAGAGAUAUCAGAGACUCACCAUGGGACUGAGAAAAAGGAAAAAAAGGAAAGAGGUGAGAUUCUAAAGGCGGUUUGGUGCCACUUUCUGGGUCUGGAUGCAACAAUAAAGAUACCCUUACUAAUAUUCAUCCCUUUGUACCUGGUGGUUAAUUCUAUUUAUGGAGCUGAAGUUUCAAAGGAGUUGACUCCUUUGUGGGUUUUUGGGCCCCUUAUUAUAGCCGCCUACAUCAAGAUGUUCCGCUGGUUGUGCGCGCUCUAUGUCUUCAGCUUCAAGCAGACUGUCAAAAUAAUUAAAAACCUACCCACUUACUACAUGGUGGCCUAUAGCUAUGUUGCACGUGGGAAGCUUAAAGAAGACGUCCAUGCUCGAUUCUGGCAACCUGUAGUGAACAUAAAGAACCUAGACUACAAAGAGCUAUCAAGAAAAAGGUUGAAAGAAUUGCAAGAGUGGAUGAUGGAGAAAUACCUUGAUUAUGUGGAAUCAAUAUGGCCAUAUUACUGUCAGACAAUUAGGUUCCUAAAGAGAGCUAAUCUCAUUUAGAUAUUGGAAUUAUGAUUGAGUAAAUUUUUGGGCGAGGGAAGCUGGCUCAAAUUAGAGUUGAUUCUGAAUAUGUUUCAAUAGAGGGUUGAGAUUUUUGUAGUUGGCCAACCCCAUUUUAGACUGGGUUCUUCUGGGUGUCUCUCGCUGGCCGUGUAUCUGAGCAGAAAGAGUUGUUCGAUUCCUGUAAUUUUUUUUAGGGUGGUGCUUGUAUUCUUGGAUGAGAUCCCUAUUAAUGUAUUUCCUUUUUUGUAUUCACUACCUGCGAAUGUACUCUUGAGGUUCCAUAAUGAGAUGGAAAGUGCUUUCAAACUCUA
Molecule: messenger RNA, 1602 nt
Organism: Quercus robur (English oak)
Lineage: Eukaryota; Viridiplantae; Streptophyta; Magnoliopsida; Fagales; Fagaceae
Exons: 5
Coding region: 260-1288 (342 amino acids)
Source: RefSeq, a predicted model, not a curated record